This is a messenger RNA of Caretta caretta (loggerhead turtle), 758 nucleotides long. It is a transcript of the gene APCS, whose product is annotated as amyloid P component, serum. Gene Ontology annotation, molecular function: complement component C1q complex binding. Gene Ontology annotation, biological process: innate immune response. The record is from RefSeq and is a predicted model, not a curated record. Lineage: Eukaryota; Metazoa; Chordata; Testudines; Cheloniidae.
UUCAAAUACUUGAAAGGCUGCCAUAAAAACGAUGGAGAAAAGUUGCUCUCUCUUGCCACGGAGGGCAGGACAAGAGGCAGCGGGUUCAGACUACAGCAGAGCAGAUUUAGAUGAAAAACUUCCUAACGAUCUACAUGGCAAAGUGUUCGUGUUCCCUAAGGCAUCUGGAACUGCCCACGUCAUCCUGAAGCCGAGGCUGGAGCAGCCGCUGCGGAACGUCACUGUGUGUCUGAGAUUCGGGUGCGACCUGACUUGGGCCUACAGCCUCUUCUCCUACGCCACCAAGGCCAAGGACAAUGACUUCCUCCUCUUCAAACCCAAGCCCGGGGAGCUCAGUCUGUACGUCGGAGGCGAACUGGUCACCUUCAAAGUCCCAGAAAGAACAGGAACAAGCGCUGGGUGGGUGCACAUCUGUGCUUGCUGGGAGUCCGCCACCGGCAUAGCCGAGCUCUGGGUGAACGGGAGUCCCUUACCCAGGAAGGGGCUAAAGAAAGGCUACUCUGUUGGCGCCCAGGGUGUGCUCGUCCUGGGGCAGGAGCAGGACACCCCUGGGGGUGGGUUUGACGUAAAUCAGUCGUUUGUCGGGGAAAUCACAGAUGUGUACAUGUGGGACACUCUGCUUUCCCCGGAUGAAGUUAGCCUUGUCAUGAACAAUGGGGUCCUGCCUCACCUCAUCCUUGACUGGACAACCCUGAGCUACGAGACCAAAGAUUAUGUUGUCAUUAAACCCAGCCUGCUCCCAGUGUACUGAGGGCCCA